AUGGCCACCGCCGACCUCGUCGAUUUCCAAAACAUCUUCUCCCUGGAGGGCAAAGUUGCCGUCGUGACGGGCGGCUCCCGCGGCCUUGGCCUCGCCGCAGCGUCGGGUAUCUUGCAAGCAGGCGCCUCGAAAGUCUACAUAACGUCCCGAGGCGCCGACGCCUGCGAGGAAGCAUGCGCGACGCUGAACGCCCUGCCGAACAAGCGCGCCGACGCCCAAGCCAUCGCCGUGCCCGCUGAUUCGUCCACCGUGGACGGCAUCCAGGAGCUUGUCAACGGCGUCGCAAAGUCGUCAGACCACGUGGACCUCCUUCUGAUCAACGCCGGCAUGGCGUAUGGCGAGCGGUUCGAGGCGCACGACGAGAAGAAGUGGACCGAGGUCAUGGAUAUCAAUCUCAAGAGCGUGUUCUACACUGUUCAGAAAUUCGCCCCUCUCCUAACGAAGCCGGAGUACGCCAACAUGGCCACUCCCUCACGCGUUAUUGUCACCGCCUCCGUCUCUGGCAUCGGCCCCACCACCCUCGGCGAGGGUGCAACCUUCUCCUACGCCGCCGCCAAAGCCGGCGCGAUCCACCUCGUCCGGCAGCUCGCGCUGGAGCUCGGCCCGCGCAACGUGCUGGUCAACAGCAUCGCGCCGGGGUUUUUCCCGUCGGACCUCGCGGCCCCGCUGAUCGAGCGCAUGGGCGGCGCGGCGGCGCUGGCGCGCUCGCGGCCGAACGGCCGGCUGGGCCGCGGCGAGGACUUUGCCGCGACGGUCGUGUGGUUGGCGAGUCGCGCGGGGAGCCAUGUCACGGGGCAGUGUAUUGUGCUGGAUGGGGGUGGGAGCGUGGGGAAGGUUGUGAGGGAGGAGGAGGAGGAGUAG
This is a messenger RNA of Diplodia corticola, 861 nucleotides long. RefSeq names its product gluconate 5-dehydrogenase. Lineage: Eukaryota; Fungi; Ascomycota; Dothideomycetes; Botryosphaeriales; Botryosphaeriaceae. The coding region runs from base 1 to 861 and encodes 286 amino acids. The record is from RefSeq and is a predicted model, not a curated record. Gene Ontology annotation, molecular function: oxidoreductase activity. The transcript has 3 exons.